This is a messenger RNA of Acanthaster planci (crown-of-thorns starfish), 4543 nucleotides long. Its product is annotated as aquaporin-10-like. Gene Ontology annotation, cellular component: plasma membrane; basolateral plasma membrane. The record is from RefSeq and is a predicted model, not a curated record. NCBI's taxonomy places the organism in Eukaryota, Metazoa, Echinodermata, Asteroidea, Valvatida, Acanthasteridae. Gene Ontology annotation, biological process: glycerol transmembrane transport; water transport. Gene Ontology annotation, molecular function: water channel activity; urea transmembrane transporter activity; glycerol channel activity.
CGCUCUGGCUAUGGACGUGCUGGACAUGCCAGAAAGCGGUGAUUGGCUACAUGUUAUAGCCCGGGCAGUUCAACUCCUUCUGUGUCCUUCCCCCAUGGGAGGCAUUGCACGCCACAAGUUUUUUUCCCUGUAAUUUCGAAUCCAUUGUUGUGAACCACAGGCUACCCCUUCACGAGCAAUUUUCGCACAAACAUUCAGUACCCACUUCAGUCCACGUGUCAGCACUAUUAUGUUACUGCUUAAUACCCGUAGUUGCAGAACAAUGCCACGCAGGUUUCAGUUUUCAUGUACCACCAAGGAGAGAAGGUUUGCGCGUUUACCAUGUUAAAUCAACCUCUUUUGUACUAACAGUGCUAGUUGUGAGAAAAACUGUUGAGUGUGAACUCAAAGUUUGUAAGCUGUCAACUCUAAAAAUAGUUGUUUUUAUUGAGUAAAUGCUUCCCCCUUGAAAAGCGAAAUGUGUCAAACUGUCAAAGUCUUCUGUGGUCAUCUAAACUCUUAAUCUCUAGCCAUGCAAAAUACACAAUGGAAGAACAUUUCACAUGACAGAAGUUUUCACAGUGGAUUCAUCUGCUCGUUGUGGGAGGAGCGAGUUUGUGCGAUGAAGACUAACCCAUCAGGAUAUAAAUACGUACGCAGCAUCUGUGUUUUAAACCUCAAAGAUAACUUUGGCCGCGUGACAAAAAACUACGGACCAGGACCGAGGAGAACGUCAAUACAACCGAGUAUAUGCGCGGCUGAUGAGGAGAAAGGGGUGUGCUUGCCCUGGAAAAUCAUGGGAAAAUAAAGAAAAGGAUAAAAGAGGCAAGACAAUGAAAGAAAAGAAAAGGGCAAGAGAAAAGGGAAUGGAAAUCGUCAAUUUCCCAACAAAAUACCUCAGAAUCAGCCCCCCCCCGUCGAAUGUUUUCACUUGUAAGUUCAGUCUGCUACUAUUGCCUCCCCCGCCCUCGGCCAAUAUGCCCCUCCCUCCUGGCGACACCCCUCAGGCAGUGGCUUAUCAACGUGAUCACACUCGUUCAGUCUUCCCCCAAAUAUGAAGCCAAAUCACCAGUCCCUCUUAGUUGGUCCUUAAGCCUAAGGUUCACAUUUCCGGUAAUUCGCGGAAUUCUGUUAAAACCUAACCGGCGCUGUAUACUUCUCACAAGCUGAAUGCUGAAUUCAUCUCAUGCAUACAGUAACAACAAUCGGGGCUUUUAAACAACCACGUUAUUUCCCUUUUAACUUCAUACAUAUACAGCUGAAAGGGGAAUGUACCGUAAGUUUUUAAAGCACUGAUUGCCACGAUUUUCACCCCAAAAGCCUGUAUAGCCAAAUCCCAGCCAUUUUGCUUCCAUCAGAAGGCAAAUUUGAAAAACGACUGUUCGGGGAACCAUGCAGUCUAGGUGACAAAAACACAGCAUGUAAACACUACGUAGGCCCUACAGUAUGGUUCAGCAUUGACAUUGGAUGACAGUCUUAAGCGGUAUUAUUUCAACUGCCUGUUUGCAAGGUUUUACUUUUCGACUGUAAGGUACUAAUUGUUAUUGUAAUCUGUAUUAUAUGUUCCCAGUCUUGCUUGGAACAAAACGUGCUCGGUAGUCGAUAGUGAUGUCUGUGUGUUAGGUGCACAGCGCAUGCGUGGUUUUCAUGUUCCUCCGCGAAUCAAAGCAACGAUCAUAUUAAAAGACCAUUCAACUAGAAGCUGCGAUAAUUCACAGCCGCACUAAAGCACAGUUUUGUGCUUGGCCUGUCGAGCUUGUAAGUCAAGUGUGCUCUGCAGGAUCUGUGAACAGUACUAACAACAACACUUAUGUGUGAGGUCGUUUGACUGUCCAUGGGUAGAGAACAGUGUUCCUGAUUGAAAGGUGCCAUUGCAAGAAGGCCAUGAUAUGUGAAAUUUUAUGUGAUUGUGGCAAAAACGUGGCACGAGAAGGAAAGGUUACCUCGAGUCAGCGUCGGUGUAUGUGUAGGAUUCGUACAAAAGUCGACUGAUGAAGACGUGACGAUUGUCGCAGGCAGAAACUGUAGGCUCUGUUGACGAUGGGUUUGCCUCUGGUUCCGAAGAGGGCGCGGAACUGCAUCACGGUUAAGAAUGAGAUCGUACGGGGAAUGCUUGCAGAAAUGGCUGGGAUAUUCGUACUCGUACUCUUUGUUGACGGGGGUCUCGCCGCGGGUAUCGUUAGUGGAUGGAUUUCAGGGACACCGGUGUCUACUGCCGUCACGUCCGGAAUGGGCGUUGCAUUCGGGAUAUACACCGGCGUGGCUGUAUCAGGUGGUCACGUGAAUCCCUCGAUUACAGUCGGCUUAGCGUCCGUCGGCAAGUUUCCAUGGCGACGGGUACCACUCUGGAUCCUUGCUCAACUCGUUGGCGCCUUGUGCGGUGCUUCGGUUGUCUUUGCAAUAUACUAUCAGGGCAUCAAUGCGCUGGAUGGGGGUAACAGGACUGUCUUCGGUGACACGGGCACCGGUGGAAUCUUCUGUACUUACCCGCAGGAGUACUUCGGGAUGGGUCCUGGAUUUGUGGAGCAGAUCAUUAACACGGGCCUCCUCCUGCACUGCACCUUAAUGUUUUUCGACGAGAAGAACGGCAAACCGACCAAAGGGAUGGAGCCGUUCUUCGUGGGUCUGUCAGUGGCUAUGAUUAUCCUAGCGUGGGGCCACAACGCAGGCUCACCCAUGAACCCAGCCAGGGACUUCGCUGGCAGGUUUCUUACAUGGAUAGCUGGCUACGGAUCUGAAGUCUGGGUACCUCGGGGAGUCCACUGGUGGUGGAUUCCCACGUUCGUCCCGCCCCUUGGGGGAAUCGUCGGGGCCAAUUUCUACUACCUGUUCGUCGAGCUGCACCACCCGAGCGAUAGCGAGGUGGUAGCUGAUCACGGGAACUCGGAGCUCAGACAGAUCCAGAAUGAGGACGUGAAGCUGGUCGGUAAGUCAUCAUAUAUCAAAGUUGCGACUGAACCCAUUUCUGAGUGACACUUUAUGACAGAAUGGUGAAAGCUGGUGAGCAAACUUGAUGAUAACACUGUUGGUGUCACUUAAGUUCUUGGCAUCCGUACAGAACAACCAUUUGAAAAAAACAUGUAGCCCCUCACCUGAGAUUUAAUUGUACGUAUAUUGAUAAGAGUCACAUAGAAGUUUGUUGGAAUGGGUAUCUUUAAUUCAUAUCUACAUGUAUUUGUUUACGUAAGUUUAAAAUCAUUUCUAAUCGUUUUAGUUACAAUGCUUUGGAGUCGCUCAACCUAUCCUAUUGUAAUGGCUCUAUUGCAUAUAUAUUUAUAUAGAUCUAUAUAUAUUCCCAGUAUUUGUUUAACUGUGUUAUGCCUUAUCUUAUAGGCUAGUUUUAGCAGUUUUGCAGCUAUCUGUUCUUUGUGUAUGUUGUAUGUUUGGCAGCUGAAUAUCAGUCAAGCAAUUUGCAGAUGUUCGGAAUGCUUACAAUCCAGUCAUAAAAAUGCCAUUUAGACAAUAAUGAUCAUUUUUACAGAAGAUCAAGAUACUGUUGGAUUGCAUCAUGGCUGUAACUUGAUCAAAAUAUACUUCGGUCGUUUUUGAAAUACAAUAAACAUUCAAGAAUUGCAGUGACCGUAUGUGUAAGUUGACAAAUCAUGGAUCAUUAUGAUGGUAUAUUUUGAUUGACUUUCGUUUUAUACAUUAAUGUAAAUAACUCAAUAAGCAGAGUGAAUAUUCAUAUCAGUAUGUGUUAUUAAUGGACGUUGUUUUAAUAUACUCAUUGCAGUGGUUAUCUUUGUUUAACCGUUUAAAAUUGGUUUGUAACCAUAUCCUUUUUUUAUUUAUGAGAGAAGGGCAUUGUAAUGUAAGCACUGUAUGGUAUGGGGAAAACCCUAAUCUGGGAGAGGUAUACGCUGUGGUUGAACCAUUCGAACCAACGUCUUCAUUGACAUAAGUAUCGAAAUUGUAAAUUUCAAGAAAAAAAAACCUGCAGAACAAAAUGACCUUUUCUAUUCGCUCUAAAUACAGACGAUUGACAAUAGUGCGCCUCCAAGAGUUUCAACGGGUUGACCAAUCACAACGCGCAAAAUCUGUCGACCCUUUCUAAACGCGCAUUUGGUCGACAGUUUUCGCGCAUUGUGCUUGGCCAACGCGUUGCAAACUGUUGGAGGCGCACUAUGUGAAACGCCCAAGGGUACAGUUUCCCUUUCUCAAAAAAAAGCUUUGUACCCAAUACAAUCUGUAUUACAUUACACACAGUUGCCAUUGGGGUGACCAGACUUGAAGGCGCGGGGGGGGGGGUUGAAAUUCAAUCGCCGUACUACAUGAAUGAAAGAAUCGACUAGUGAUAGAGGGCGCAGUGACAAGAUCCGCUAAGAGCUGAUUUGGUGAGCCCUCGGUUGACUUAGCCCGCCUGAAGCAGAAUACAUGAACGGAACUGCAGGCCUCUGUCUAUUUACGAAGUUAACUAUAUGCGUCCACACGAGUAAAGUCAAAUAGGUAUUCUGUUGUAAGACUAGACCCGUGUUUCUGUGCCAGGAACAGAAUUUGAUCACAAAUAUGCAAAUGAUGUUGUUUAGUGUUGAUCUAAAAGCUUCUAUGAAAGCAGGAGAUGACA